AUGGAUAAAAAAAAAAAAAAAAAAUUUUCCUUCCAAGGGUACUUCAAAAAAUCGCCAUCGUCCAUCAGCAAUGAGGACACGGACAAUCAAAAUGACCACGUGGAUGGCGACCACACGAUUGAGAGGAACGAAUCGGAGGUAGAAUUCAGCAGCAGCCAUGUAAGGACGCAGUUUUGUAAAAAUCCCUUGGGGUUGGUGGCUUAUUACCGCUGCACAGAGGGGAAGCAUACCACUUUGGAGGAUUCUUCCGGGUGCCACAGGCCUGCGUCUAUCCGCAACCACCGGGAAGAAGGUGCAGACUCCCCGUGGAUGUUCAAGCUCAAAAACAAGGAGUUAGUCGACCUGGAAAACAAGAGGGGAGAAAAGGCCAAGGCAAACUACUGUCUGAAGCUAAGUGGAAAAUCAAAGUGCUACCUCAAAGUGGAGUCAGACAACUGUUUAGAACUCCUAGGAGGAAACUACUGCACCAAUGAAAGAGCCAUAAAAAUAAAAAAAGAAAUUUCAAAAAAAUUAUGCAACGAAAACAAUGAAGGAUUUACCUUCGAAAUUGUACAUCUAGUGAUAGAAAAUGAAGAAUGUUAUUUCCUUAUCGAUUUUAAGAAUGAGAAAUUCCGAUUUGAUUCUUUUCCACUGGCACAUUUAAAAACAAAAAAAAUAAAUGACUACUAUUGGACCCACGUUUCUAUUAUCUUUAACCUAACCAUAGACCUCAUUUAUGUGAUUCUAACUGGAGAGAGUAAUUACUUUUUACGUACGUGUAAAAAUAAGUACGCCAUUUUUUAUAGCAGUGUGUUUUAUCCUACUAACUUUUUUAUUGACACUCCAUUGACCUUGCCUCUUUACCUGGGGGCCAAACCGUACACUGAGUUUGGAGACUCGGAUGGGAGUGAUGACAUGGAGGAAGAGGAAAAUAUUUUCACAAGAGAAACGAAGAGCGAAAAGAGGAGAUCUUCUAAGAGUAACAAGAGUCAUAAAGGGAAUAGCGAAUUUAUAUCCUUCCUCGUAACUGAAAUAAGGUUGUUUGCUUUAAGUAGGUCAGCCGAUUUGGUAGUUAAAGAAAGCAAAGCGGUGUUAGACUGUGCUUGGCUUGAUGGUACCAGUGAUAAAUCUACAACCGGCAGGGCAGAGCAGCAGGAGGAGGCACUAAAUGGAUUCAAGCAACAUAGCGGUCGCGGUGGCCGAAGUAGCCUACGAGAUGAGGAAGAUGCAAACAGCACAAAGAAGCAUGCCGGGAAGGGAAAGAGUGAUAACCAAUGGGGCAAACUGAGCAGCGAUGACGGAGGAGGUGAAUAUGCCGCCUUGUCUAGUGGGGUCCGGGGGAAAGGCGCCGCAGGAGAAGGGGACGACAUAAAGAACAGGUGGAAUGAAUUCAACAACGAGAUUGAGAAGAUGAGGGAGAAGUUCCACAGAUUUAGCGACGAGAUGAAGGGGGGCAGCGAUGGGAGAAGCGCCCACGGCAAAGAUGUUAGCAAUGCGAAUGGUGCCAGCACCCCCUCGCUGCGCCCGCGCAGUGGGCACACCUCACAGGAGGACUUCUUCAAAUUCGAAUCGGAAGAAGAGCAGAACGAUUGUGCAAAGGACGAUUUUUUUUUCAACCUGGACAAGAAAAACACCCAAAAGGGGAAUGCCCCCACCAGUGAGGACAUAUUUGCAAAAAAAAAAAAAAGUGAUAUGAACAAGGAAAACAAAGACAAGUCCCAUUCAAAUAAAUCUGCUCAGUUAAACACAACAGGGGGGAAGGACUAUUCUGCAUUUUAUUUUAACUUCUCUGAUGACAGUGCGGAGAAGAGGGAGGAGGAGGAGAAGGAGAAGGAAGCCCAAUUGAAUGCUAACAAGUUAGAUGCACCAGAAGAAAGUGACGAGGAGGAUCAAACAGGACAGGUGAACAAACCCUCCUUAGAAGGAGAAGAAACUCCAUCAGGAAAAAAAAAACAUACCCAUUCUGUUGAUAAGAAAAAUGCCCAAAAUGGAGGAAAGAGCCCUACGAAAAAGUACCUGAACAGUAAUGUGAUGGGGAAAAAUGGAAAUGAACCGGGAGAAGCUAGCGAUUAUAAAGAGGAAGCAGAUGUGAACAUACUGCUGAACGAACUAAAGGAUAAAUUUGAAAAAGAAUUUAUGACCAUAAUGGUAGAUAAACUGGGGCACAAGUUGGAUCUGAACAAAAAAGACAAGGAAAAAUUAUUUUCAAAUUUUAAAUUAAAUGCAAGUAAAGAAAAGGAGGAAGUUGAUUCAGGGUGCAUUAGGGAAAAGUAUGUUGCAUUACAAAAGGUAAAAGAGGACCGACAAAAAAAUAAAGUACAUGAAGAAAUAAAAGAGGAGUUAAAAAAGGUCAAGGAGCAAUCCAUUGUGGAAAAAAAUUUAAAUUGUUACAUUAAGGAUAAUCAGUUAUUGAAUGAAUAUUAUAUAAAGAAGUACGCUUAUGGUGGAGAGCAGAUUGGAGACAACGAGAAUGGAGAAAGCUUUCCUCACGACACAUGGGCGUAUGAAAAGAAAAUGAUGGGAAGGGGUGCAACGGGUGCAAUGAGUAACUCCAAUUCGGUUAGGGAAGAAUCGCACACCUCCGACAGAAGUCACUCCAUUGUGAAUUUGCAAUAUCAGGACGGAAGCCACGUCUUCGCAGAGGGGGGGGAGGAGGAGCAGGAGCAGGAGGACGGAAGCAGAUCCAGCAGCAGUGACGAGCUAACUGAACAAAUGGGCGCAAACAGAAAUGCGUACUGGCACACAGGGGAAGGGGAUCAUCACCCCAAAGAACGCAUCGAGCAGGAGGAGAAAAAGUCUGACAUCAGCGACUUCACCUUUAUGAAAAGCAGCAGUGGGCGUGGUGGUGAUGGUGGUGCCAUGCUCGGUAGUAACGACCCUACCCGCCCUCCACUACUAACACCACCGGAAGAGCUGCGAAUGGUCCCUUCGAACGACACAGACUUGUUACUUGAGGAAGGAGAAAACGAAAAGAAAAGCAUCUCGAGCCUCCUUCUGAGCGAAGAACAAUCAAAUGAAGGUGAAAAUAAAAUUAACCAAGCAAUAAAAACAGGAAAAUAUUUUUACCAAUUUAUAUGUCCACUGACCCCCUAUGAAUUAUUUCUCUUAACGAGGUUUCACAAAAAAGGAAUAAAUGAAGAGCUUAAGGAAUUCAGAAAUAAAAAGUACCUGUCGUGUGAAAAGCAAGUCAUGCCAACAGCAGCAAUUUGUAGAACCCCCCUCAACGUGGCCUACAUCAAAUACAAAAUAAAGAUUAUGAAGUCCAUGUUGAAGAGUAGCCGAAGGUAUAUUCACGAGAAAAAAUUCAAAAAGGGGCUAAAGGUUUGUAUAAAAAAUGGAGAGUACAUUAAAAAUUUUGUUAGCAGUUAUUGUGUAUUGAAAAGGAAAGGGGUGAAUGGAAACUCCUCCUCCACUCCUCCCUCGAUGAACACAUCCCAAGCAGAUGAAAACCCAUACCAGUAUUCUGAUUUGUAUUUGAAUGUGGACAAUGCAUAUAUCACCAUGGACGAGUUAAAAAAUAUUUUAAAGGCAAACGUGAGAAAUAUAAUUAUAUGUAAACUGUUUAUUUUGAUGAAGGAAUAUAAAAAGUACAAGUACAUUGAAAAUUCUUCUCUCAUUUUAGCUCUGCAGUCUGUCCUGUGCCGAAUUGUAACAAGUUAUACCCUGUUAAGAAAAAUUUUAAUCAAAUUCAUCUUGUACCUUUUUCUAAGGGGUUGUCUGAGUUGUGUAGAAUCCAUGUGUAACUUUCUCUUCCUCAUGUACCCCAAAGAACGAAACCACCCGCUUGUUGCAAAAGUUUAUGCCCUCUGCAAGAACUCCUUUUUAAUGUACUCCACCUGUUACAAGAGCAACAAGUACGCCAUGAUUAAUAAUUACGAUUUGAACUUUGAGCAGUGUGUGGAAUCUUUUUCACCAGAGUGGGGCUACUACAUCUACACGACUAGCAAUUUCAACAUCUUCUGCUCCAGUGUAAAGUUUAAUGGGUUCUUGAAAAGGGGCACGGACUUCUCCGCCGUCGAGGAGAACCAGCAGCAUGAGCAUGGACCGCAGCAGCAGGAGGUGAAGGCCAUAUGCGGCCUCGAUGUGGGUGAACCGCUCGACGGCGCACUGUCCCAUGUAGACGCAGCGCCCAGCGGAGAACCCACCAACCUGCCCGAGGAAGAACUCCCGAUUGAACCCACAAACGAAGGUCACCUCGUCACAGUCGAUGUAGGCACAGAUGUAGAAAGUAAAAACAAAAAAGGGUCCAUGAAAAACGAUUUGUACACAUACCUCACCAAUUAUGAAAAAAAAAAAAGGAGUUACUACAUCAUUGAUGAUAACAUGAAGCGAAUCGAAUUUACCAGAAAAGAAACGAAUCACAACUUGGAAACUUUUCUGCAGAUGGAAAACCCAAAUGGUAAUUCAACAGAACAGACCAAGAAGGAACAGUUAGAUCGACUGAUGAGACAAGUGAAUCGUGACGUUUGUUUAAAUUCUUCUGGCUCCUGCACAAAUGCUAAUUUUUUGGGGCAUUGUCCCCACUGUAAGCAUGCCUUUAACUUUUUCACGCGGUCGUGCAAGGUGUGCCAGCGGUACGUGCACGUGUGCUACUACCUGCUCAUUCACUGUACCUACAAGUACCACUGCGAGUUGUGUGACGCCACUUACUCGGAGAAGUGCCUGGAAAAGUUCUCAAAGGGAUUCACCUGCUUCUACUGCGGACUGUUUUUCAUCCGGAAGUGA
Plasmodium fragile is the source of this 4704-nucleotide messenger RNA. RefSeq lists its product as uncharacterized. The record is from RefSeq and is a predicted model, not a curated record. NCBI's taxonomy places the organism in Eukaryota, Apicomplexa, Aconoidasida, Haemosporida, Plasmodiidae. The transcript is spliced from 4 exons. Bases 1 to 4704 code for a protein of 1567 amino acids.